Tachysurus fulvidraco (yellow catfish) is the source of this 1981-nucleotide messenger RNA. RefSeq lists its product as uncharacterized. Bases 549 to 1322 code for a protein of 257 amino acids. The transcript is spliced from 3 exons. NCBI's taxonomy places the organism in Eukaryota, Metazoa, Chordata, Actinopteri, Siluriformes, Bagridae. The record is from RefSeq and is a predicted model, not a curated record.
UAGCUCCCAAACUUUGGAAUAGUCUUCAUGAUAGUGUUCGUGGCUCAGACACACUUUCCCAGUUUAAAUGUAGAUUAAAAACUCAUCUCUUUAGUCAGGCGUACACAUAAUACAUCCCAUAAUAUCGCGCUCUAUUACAUCUGACAAAAUGCACAUUAUCAUCUAGUGCUUGCUAAUACAGUUUUUUACAAUUGUUUACACACUAAAAUUAAAAUUUCCACACAAUUAGCAAAAUUUUACUCCAAUGAGCAAAACACCUCCACAGAUUUGCACAACAUUACACACAAUGUCUGCUUCACCCUUUUUGCAAAACAUUACACACAGUGAUUUGUAAAACUCUACACACAUUUUCACACCUUAGACACAGAUAAGGAUUGUGAGGUUACUUCCUUGUAAUUACAAAGCACCGGAUUGCCAGUUACCACACUAAUGAACGAAUUGGAUAAACACAUCUACCAGGGGUGGAAGCACACAUGUGCUAACUUGAAAACGCAGCACUCAGGUGUGCUAUAAAAGGCAGAAGGUGAGUUCACCUGUCUUCAACAAAAAUGGAAGGACUUAGAAGAAGAAGAAGAGUGAGAAUGAGAGGGGGAGCUCAAAGAGGAGAUGAAGGCGGUAGAGGUGGAGGUAGAGGAAGAGGCUUAGGUAGAGGAGAAGAAGGUAGAGGAAGAGGCAUAGGUAGAGGAGAAGAAGGUAGAGGAAGAGGAGAAGGAGGUAGAGAAAGAUACCUAGGUAGAGGAAGAGGUAGAGAAGGACUUGAAGAGGUGAUAGAACCUGAACAAAGAAGACGAGGACCAAAUGUGACUCGAGAAAUCCGUGCAACACUUAUUGUCCAUGUUAUCAACUAUGGACUGACACUGAUGGAAACUGGACAAAGAGUUCAACCAAAUCUCAGCAGAAAUACUGUUGCGUCAGUAAUUCGGACAUUUCAUCGAGAAAACAGGAUUGAGGGUCGAGACCACCAAGGUGGAAGGGGCCCAAUUUUUAGUCGUGCACAAGAGGCCGCCAUUGUGAACAUGGUUUUGGCCAAUAAUUGUAUCAGGCUACGAGAAAUCCAAGCCAAUAUCAUCAAUGAUGACAAUAUUUUCAAUAACAUCCAACGAGUCUCUCUGUCAACAUUAGGUCGAAUCCUAAAGAAAAAUCAAAUAUACAUGAAGCAACUGUAUCGGGUACCAUUUGACAGAAAUUCAGAGGGAGUGAAACAUCUGCGCGAUGAGUAUGUGGAGAGAGUCUUGCAAAUGGAUGCUGCUGAAAUUCAACACGAAUUUAUAUAUGUGGAUGAGGCUGGAUUUAACCUUGCAAAAACAAGAAGAAGAGGGUGAAAUGUAAUUGGGCACAGGGCAAAUCACCCUUUGCGCUGCUAUCACACAAAAUGGGGCAUUACACCGAGUGGACCAGAUGCGGUACAUUGUCGUUUAGGACAAUGUCUCAUUUCAUCGGGCUGCUCAGGUCCAGAACUGGUUCCGUGAUCACCCUGAUUUUGAAGUUUUAUACCUUCCCCCAUACUCCCCCUUCCUGAAUCCUAUAGAAGAAUUUAUUCAGCGUGGCGGUGGAAGGUAUAUGACCUGCGGCCUUAUGACCGUUUGCCCCUCAUUCAGGCCAUGGUACAGACAUGUGAUCUUAUUGAAGCAGCUUCAGUGCAGGGGUGGAUUCGUCACACAAGGCGAUUCUUCCAACGGUGCCUUGCCAAUGAAGACUUAGCCUGUGAUGUGGAUGAAAUCUUAUGGCCUGAUCCAGCCAGACGGAGAGACGGAUAGUUACAGUAUUCUUGUUGCUUUUACAGUAGUUUUCUUUCAUUUCUGUUUACUUUUACUUUCCUUUUCUUCAGAGUCAAAGUGUAUGUACUGUAAUUCAUGCAGUAAUUUUUAUUUGUCUAUAGAUUUUAUUUGUUUACAGUAAUUGAUAUCAUUGUUGGUUGAUUACUGUAACUAUUUAUGGUAAGAAAUACUGUAAGUAUUGAAAUAAAUACUUGAAAUAUUCA